CUUGAAUUUUGAACAUGUUUGUGAAACGGUUAUUGUUCAGAUAACAUUUGUCGAUUAUUAAAACAGAAAAAUAUUACUUUUUAAAAAGAAUAAAUCUUUAUAAUAAAGGAGAAAAAAAGAUUAAUUACUGUUAACGUAUUUAUUCCUAUUAUUUAAUUAUUCCUAUUAUUUAAGUGGUUAAGUUCUUCAAUAGGGGCAUCAAGUAUGAGUUAUUUUAGCGAUUUGCAUCAAAUAUCGGAUAUUUCCAGUAUUUCAGCAAUCUCGCAGUCUAGCAGUAGAUUAAUUGGUAGAGUGGACUUGUCGCAAAGUUUGUUAGACCAGUCCAGUGCAACGAGAGGCAACGACAGGAUUGCAAUAACCCAGGAAACAAGCGCAAUCGAGAAAACAAUAAGCUCUUUGAUAUUGUGCGAGGAAAAUAUAAGUGAACAUGUCAAAACCAAUAUUGUCUAUCAAUGUAUGAAGAAGGCAUCCUUGAGCAACAAUGAUGUUCUGUCCAAGAGUACGGCGAGCAAAUUACGAAUGUUGCUCUUAAUUCACGAACUGGAUAAGUACAUGCAUCUUCCUUCGACAACGAAGCACAUGCAAGAUAAAUUGAUGCUCUUGGGAAUUAUUGACUUAUCACCAUGUGACUUGAAUCCUGACGAGAAACUGGAGGUGAAGUGCUGCAUCGAGACAAUGCUGCGAGAAAAGAUACAUGAUAUGAUGUUAAAAUACGAAGCCUUAGGAGGAAAUGCUAAGGAAGCGUCGAAGAACAGCGAAUGCAAGAUGCACAACAAAUUGUUGGAAUAUCACGACGUGCCAGGAGUACAAUGGAAGAAUAAAAUUGAGGAUUUGAUCCAGCAAUGUGAAAGUGACUUGUUGAAAUACAUAAACUUAAUGGACAAGUGGAACGAGUUGAAAUACGAAAAUGUGAGCCGAGCAUAUUUAGAAAAGACAGGGUAUUUGUUGCUGCAGGCGCAGGUUGCCGAGUUACAGGCAAAGAUAACAAAGCUCUCUUGCAUAAUCAGAAUGUUCAAAGAAACAUCGACUACCGUUGAUGCUUUCAGAAUGCUAAAUCGAUUAGUCGAGGAGAAGUUAAAAGUAGUUAUGGAUGAAAUUCAUCAGAAAGAAGAUUUAAAAAAGCUGUACGAUAAUUUGAAAAAUACGGAAUACGAUCAGGUGUUAUUAACCUACUCGCAACUUUGCAAUGCGAUAAAGAAGAAAAAACACAUCUUGGACAUGUUGAAAUAGUUCUGUGAAAUAUAAAGGGAUUUAAUAAUCAAAACAAUAUAAAUA
Temnothorax curvispinosus is the source of this 1275-nucleotide messenger RNA. RefSeq lists its product as uncharacterized. NCBI's taxonomy places the organism in Eukaryota, Metazoa, Arthropoda, Insecta, Hymenoptera, Formicidae. The record is from RefSeq and is a predicted model, not a curated record. The transcript is spliced from 3 exons. Bases 205 to 1230 code for a protein of 341 amino acids.